Hevea brasiliensis (rubber tree) is the source of this 1924-nucleotide messenger RNA. Its product is annotated as 4-coumarate--CoA ligase 2. Gene Ontology annotation, molecular function: CoA-ligase activity. The record is from RefSeq and is a predicted model, not a curated record. The transcript is spliced from 5 exons. Bases 117 to 1745 code for a protein of 542 amino acids. NCBI's taxonomy places the organism in Eukaryota, Viridiplantae, Streptophyta, Magnoliopsida, Malpighiales, Euphorbiaceae.
UCAGCAGCUCCCUCUACCACCACCUACUUGUAUAUUACCUCAACCAAACCUCAAAACCAACCAGAGAAGCAAAACCAAACACCCACCCUUUCUCUUCUCUCUCUCUCUCUUCAACAAUGGAGGCCAAGAUUGAUCAACAAGAAUUCAUUUUCCGCUCCAAGCUCCCAGAUAUCUACAUCCCAAAUCACCUUCCUUUACACACAUAUUGCUUCGAAAAAGUUUCCCAAUUCAAAGACAAUCCUUGCUUGAUCAAUGGCGCUACUGGCGAUAUCUACACUUACGCCGAUGUUGAACUCAUAUCAAGAAAAGUCGCCGCCGGCCUCGACAAGUUAGGUAUCCAACAAGGCGAUGUUAUAAUGCUUUUGCUCCAAAACUCUCAAGAAUUUGUGUUUGCAUUUCUUGGUGCAUCAUAUCGCGGUGCUAUUAGCACAACUGCCAAUCCUUUUUACACUCCGGCGGAGAUCGCGAAACAAGCAACUGCAUCGAAGGCGAAGUUGAUAGUAACACAAGCAGCUUACGCUGAGAAAGUGAAGCAAUUCGCUAAAGAAAAUGAUAUCAAGAUAAUGACAACUGAUUCACCACCAGACGGUUGUUUACACUUCUCAGAAUUGACAGAAGCCGAUGAGAAUAAUAUCCCCGCAGUCAAUAUCAACCCCGACGAUGUGGUGGCCCUUCCAUAUUCAUCGGGGACCACAGGUCUGCCUAAAGGUGUUAUGUUAACUCAUAAAGGACUUGUCACAAGCGUGGCACAACAAGUUGACGGAGAUAACCCAAAUCUUUAUUUUCAUGAGAAGGAUGUGAUUCUUUGUGUCUUGCCAUUGUUUCACAUCUAUUCUCUAAAUUCAGUGUUGCUUUGUGGGCUGAGAGUUGGUGCUGCAAUUUUAAUCAUGCAAAAGUUCGAGAUCAUUGCAUUAAUGGAGCUUGUACAAAAAUAUAAGGUGACAAUAGCUCCGUUCGUGCCUCCGAUCGUCCUGGCAAUUGCAAAGAGUCCAGUGGUUGAUGAGUAUGAUCUUUCUUCUAUUCGGACGGUGAUGUCCGGUGCAGCUCCGAUGGGAAAGGAGCUAGAGGAUACUGUGAGGGCUAAGCUUCCAAAUGCAAAACUUGGACAGGGCUACGGAAUGACAGAGGCAGGACCAGUGUUAUCAAUGUGUCUGGCAUUUGCAAAGGAACCUUUCGAGAUCAAAUCCGGCGCCUGUGGGACCGUCGUGAGAAACGCCGAGAUGAAGAUCGUCGACCCCGAAACCGGCAACUCGUUGCCCCGAAAUCAGACCGGAGAGAUUUGCAUUAGGGGUAGUCAAAUCAUGAAAGGUUAUCUGAAUGAUCCAGAGGCCACAGUUAACACCAUAGACAAAGAGGGAUGGUUGCAUACAGGUGAUGUAGGGUAUAUUGAUGAUGAUGAUGAGCUCUUCAUCGUUGAUCGAUUAAAAGAGUUGAUCAAGUACAAAGGCUUCCAGGUCGCCCCAGCCGAACUCGAAGCAAUGUUGAUUGCCCAUCCCAGCAUCUCUGAUGCUGCUGUUGUACCCAUGAAAGAUGAGGCUGCGGGUGAGGUUCCUGUUGCAUUUGUGGUGCGAUCGAACGGUUGUAAGGUCACUGAGGAUGAGAUUAAACAAUACAUUUCAAAACAGGUUAUAUUUUACAAGAGAAUCAAUCGAGUGUUCUUCACAGAAGCAAUUCCAAAAGCUCCAUCAGGAAAAAUCUUGAGAAAAGACUUACGAGCAAAGCUUAUUGCUGGUGUUCCCAAUUAGUAUCAAAGCAUACGCAAUCAGCUGUAGACCAAAGAAAAGGCAAAAUGAAUGUAAUUAAUUGUACUUUCUAUUGCUUAAUUAUUGCCCUUCAAGAGAGUAAUUGAUUCAUAAUCAUAUGUAUUAUUGAACUUUUAAUGCAUGGCUUUCAGUGAUGAUAAAUAUUUUGUUGUUCUUCCAAA